This is a messenger RNA of Phycodurus eques (leafy seadragon), 3581 nucleotides long. It is a transcript of the gene npffl, whose product is annotated as neuropeptide FF-amide peptide precursor like. Gene Ontology annotation, molecular function: neuropeptide hormone activity. The transcript is spliced from 3 exons. The record is from RefSeq and is a predicted model, not a curated record. NCBI's taxonomy places the organism in Eukaryota, Metazoa, Chordata, Actinopteri, Syngnathiformes, Syngnathidae. Bases 2686 to 3276 code for a protein of 196 amino acids.
UCUAAACAGUAUGGAUGGGCAAACAAAAAAUCUGGGGUUCACUGUAUUAGACCCCCCUAAAAAGUAUUUCUCAAAUUCAUCUGAGAAAUAGAGCAAACUGUUUGGUAAAGGCAAGGCAUCUCAUAUACAAAGGUCUUUCAAUAAAUCUCCUUCAAUAAUUUGUAAAAAAUGUCACAUAAAAGUCACAAUAGUAAAUGAAAAAGUCUAUUAAGUAAUUACUCAUUUAAUAAAUAAAUAAAUAUACUGUUAUAUGGCGGUAAUUCAAAAAGUCAUGAACUAAAUUUUGAGAAUCAGUUGAAGAAUGAAAAAUUCAAUGAUCCAAUGAAAAUACGAUAAAAUUAAUAAAAAUACGAUUGAAUAAUAAAAAUGUUAUAAAAUAAAAAUUCCAUUGAAUAGUUAAUAAAUAACAAAAUGAAUAAAAUAUGCUUAAAUACAAAUUCUGUUAAAUGUUUAACUAUUCUAUUAAUAAUUAAAAAUAAAAUUGAAUGAAUACAAUGCCAUUAAAUAGUAGUUAAAAGGUCAUCAAAUACAAAUUUCAGUAAAGGAUAAAAAUUCUAUUGAUUAAUAAAAUUCCAUUAAAUACAUAUUUAUCUAAAUACUGAAUAUUGUUCUACUGUAUUUGAAAAUUUAAUUACUAAUUAAAAAUAGCAUUAUACUAAAGAAAUUAUUAAAACAUCAUCAUAUUAAAUCAUUACAUAUGUAAAAGUGGUCAAAAAUUAAUGGAUAAUUGAAUUAGUUUUUUUCCCCACACUUUAAAUAAUGAAUUCAUCUUUUAACUGUGUGUUGAAUUGAUGACUGUUUAUUUAAUUUCAGCACAAACAACCCCCCCCCCAUACCAAAUGCAGCUUCCUUUGAGAUGUUACAAUAAUGAAGUAUUUCAUUGCAAUCAGUGACCAGUAGAGGAUGUCCAAACAUCUCAGAGGGAUUCCCUUUAAAUGCCUAAGUAAAAGGGAGAUUUCAGCAAUUAUGGAAAAAGAAAACUUUAUCCAAUGUGAACAAAAUGUGCCAUGUUACACAUUUGUCCACCAAAAUGUACAAACGCUCUUAUGUUUUAUCGUUUCCUCCCGUGAGUCAGCAUCGAUGUGUUAUUAUGAGGACUUAUUAGCGGCUACUGGAAGUAUUUGUACUUCCAGUAAAAAGAAUACAAAUGCAUCUCUCAUUUUUAAUAUUGUGUCCGGGAAAAUUAGAACGUUAUCUCACGCAACGGUUUAUGAGAUGUAUUUGAAAUCACAAACUCGUGAUGACACGCCGGUUUCCAUGGGAAUUAAACAUUGACAAUCCGUGUGUGUGAGUGUGUUCACUUUAAGCCGAUUGUCACCCAUUAGAUGUGCUGGCGUCAAGCAUGUACACUGUGGGGAUUAUUAAUUACUGCACACACAAUAAACACAAUAAAUCCCACAAAUAUGACAGUGCUUAUUAAACACAGUUUCUUUCCAUAUUUUUUUGUUUUUUGUUAGGUAACACAUACAAAUGCAUACAGUAUGUAAAGCACUGGAAAUAUGUGCCCAGAAUGUAAACAAUGCAAUAUAUCCUAUUCUAAAAAUUAUACUGUGUAAUUUGUUCCUUUGCCAUGCUCUUAACUGAAAACACUCUUCUCAAAUCUUUCCCCGUUGAAAUUAAUUGUUAAUGCCACCCGUUCCAGCCUCCAACAAAAUGUUGUAAUGUAUAUGUAAUCUUUAAUAAUAUACUUUAUAAAAACAUACAGUAAUGCUCAUGCGGGUGUGUGCACCUUGGCCACCUUGAGGCAGUAUCAGACAGACAUGCAGAUAUACUGCACUUGAGAAUCGCAGCUCCACAACGUUACGUGAAGUGACUCAAUUUAGUGUGUAUGGGACUCUACCAACUUUAGAAAUAAGGAAAUUGUAAAAUUGAAUCCACUGACCGACAAACCCACCCACCGACGCCCCUUACCGACCCCACAGACCAACCCACUGACUGAGCCAACGACCGACCCACCGACUGAACCGCUGACCAACUGAUCCUUUGAUCCACCGACUCACCCAUCCACCCACUGACUCACCGACUGACCAAUUGACUGAACGGCCAACUGCCCGGCUGACCCCUCUCGACUGACCCAUUGACUGACCGACACGCCCGCUGACUCGGAGACCGACCCACAGACCGAAUAACUGACCCACCGACUCACCGACUGACCCACCCACUACCGAAACUCUGACUAAACGACCGACCGACCCAUCAAUUGACCACACUCACUCACUUCCCUAGUAGAAGUUGUUUCAAAACAAAAGAGCCGACUACCAGUUAAAUCGUGCACGGGUUCUUGAGAUUUUUUCAUGCGUUCUGUUUUGAACGACGUGUCCACCCACAUGUGAGGGGCUGAUUUUUUAUUUUUUAUUUUUUUUAAAUCCCCCCCCCCCAAGGCCUCCAAAAGGAUAAUCCAUUCCAAGUAGGCCUCAUUAAAAUGAAAAGUUCAGAAAUGUUCAGACACUCUUGUUGGCCAUACUCCUGUACGGUAUCUCUGCUCGUGUGCUGAUUAAGAGGCAGAUGAACGUUUCCUCAAGCAGUUCCUGUCUUGUAGUCCGGCCUCAGGGGGGCUACUGGAUCACGGCCCAUUUGUGGGGAUUUAUCUGUUUAAUAAGUGUUGACUAUUGUGCUGCGCGCUGUCCUCUGGGCCACAUAAUGACCGUCUCCUGUCGUCACUGAAUACCCCGAUGCUGAGCCUAAAUGGCCUCGCGUCCAGCCUCCAUCCCGUCCCUCGCUCCCAUUAGCACCGUGGUAUCUUUCUCCAGCUCUCCCGAGGGUCGACAGCGUUUCGGCACAUGGUGUAUAAAAGACACUAGGCCAGGUCAGUACCUUUCAUCGUGUACUAAAGAGGAAGCACGACACCUGUUAGUUCUUCAGAGCUUCUGGAAAGUCUUCUUCUUCCUUCCCUGGCUGACAAACAUGGACACGGGUGCAGCAGUGACCAUUCUAGUAUUGCUGAUAACGCUGGCGGGCGUCAGCCACGGGAUUCACAUCGGAGGCGCUUCGGAGGACCGUGAAGAUACGGCGCCGGGCAGCUCAGAGGACAACAUGGACAACCAUUUGCUGGAGAUGGAGAGCGUCAAAGUGGACAGCAGCGUAGACAAUCGUCUGCUGACUGCGCUUCUCAGAGCUCUGUUGCUAGGCUCUCGCAGAGAAGUCCGGAACUCUGUCCUCCAUCAGCCACAGAGGCUGGAAUUAAUUAUUGGCAUUUCAAUGGGGGAAAAAAAAGAGUUACGAUACGACUGCUUGGCGUUACGAGCGAGGUCACGGAACAAAAAUGUAGCCCAAUAGGUUGCUAGGUAUAAAAGUAUGUCUUCCCCUGGUGUACAUGUUCCACUGUAAACAUACAUUUUGAAAAUUCAGCCAAUAUGGACCUGCAGGACUCUAUGGAAUCUACUCAUCCCUCAUCAAAAGCAAUUUUUUUCUCCACUUGUCACCAUCCAUAAAGAGAUGAAAGCAUCUUUUCAUUGAAAUGUUAAACCCCCCAACCCACCUCUCCGCCCAAUUCCCGUGUGUCUCUAAUCCUCCUCCCGCCUCCGCCUCGGCAGAUUCGGCCGCUCGUCCCGAGGGCCGCUCCUGUUGGAAGAUCACAUCAA